This is a messenger RNA of Poecilia latipinna (sailfin molly), 501 nucleotides long. RefSeq names its product F-box only protein 28-like. The transcript has 2 exons. The record is from RefSeq and is a predicted model, not a curated record. The coding region runs from base 196 to 498 and encodes 100 amino acids. Gene Ontology annotation, molecular function: protein binding. Gene Ontology annotation, biological process: protein polyubiquitination. NCBI's taxonomy places the organism in Eukaryota, Metazoa, Chordata, Actinopteri, Cyprinodontiformes, Poeciliidae.
AGCAGAGAGGCUGGGUGACGGAGGCCUCUCUGGGUAGACCGAGCUCUGUGAAGGCUAAUGCAGACACUUGUGUGUCUUUAUGUAAUAAUUUCUGUAAUUACUUAUUGUUUAUGGAACUACCGCUACAUUAGCGUCGGAAGUGGCACGCAUUUCCCCCCAGAGGCGUCACUUCCGCCUCCUCAGUAACUAAAGAAAAUGGCGGCCGUCGUGGAGAGAGUUGAUGGAUGUGUUGGAUCGCUGGACCCGGACGCUGUGUCGCUCAGACAGACCAGCUCGCUCCAGGAGCAGCCGCACCAGAAUAACCCACUGCUGGGCCUGCCCAUCGUGGCUAUCGAAACCAUCCUGAACUUCCUGUCCUACGAUGAGAUCAGCAUGCUGCGCUCGGUGUGUAAGCGCAUGGACAUGAUCUGCCAGCGUGUGCUGAACCAGGGCUUCCUGAAGGUGGAGCGCUACCACAGCCUGUGCCAGAGACAGGUGAAGGCUCAGCUGCCCAGGUGAGUG